CGACCGCCAUGGUUUCAUCGAGAAGCGGGGACGAGGAAAACGCACCAGAAAGUCUCAAAAAGUCAAAAUUAUCAACACACAAACAUUGUUACAUGUAUAUUACGUCUGUGAAGCACGAAAAGGUUGAUUAUUUGACCAAUACAAGAUGGAAUACGUACAGGACAAGCUUACAACGGUGGCUCGGCUUGAAGGGAGACUCUCGGAACGUGGUGGCUGAAAACCACAAGCACUGUCUUGAUUUCGAGUUCGAAGAUAUUCCUGAGGACGCUGGCUUCCACCACACAUGCUACAGAAGGUUUACUGACAAAAAGGCCAUGACGAAGGUGGAAAGACGGCUCGCACGUGAGGGAGAUCAAGACGUUAGGGAGGACCUCGAGGUCGAGCCCAUCCCAUCGACGUCUAGCAGCACGUACCGAAGCCAAACAGAGAAGCUACGAUCAAGGUCAGGCCUGCCAAUCGCAGGCUCUGGCCCCGUCCUUCCUGCCCUGUGCAUUAUAUGCAAGAUGAAGGAGAAAAUGAUCAUCAAAGCAGGCAAGCGACAAAGGGAUCAACUGUGUAAGACUGAAACAUUAUCAGCAGGCAAAUUGCAGAAAGCUGCUGAGAAGAAAGAUGACCAAAGCGUUCUUUUACAUAUAAAAGACAAAGACUGUGUGGCUCUGGAGGUGCGGUACCACAAAAGCUGUUACAGUCAGUACAUCAAGUUUUUGCUGAGACCUGACAAACCAGAGACAGAACAGGAUGAGCCAAUGUUUGAUGCCAGUUACAAGCUGUUCUGUGAGAGGAUCAUCCGCCAGAGGCUGCUUGUCAACAAUGAGGUGCUUAGAAUGGGCCAGCUGAGGAAGGCCUUCAUUGACAUGGUGAAAGCAAACGAAGGUGUUGAUGCUUCAAACUACAGUAGCAACGUGUACCACCCGUAAUCCUAGAGCCAACGAGGCGGCAGUGGAUGAAUCAACUGACCUGGAUGGAGACGAAGAGGCGGUAAACUAUGCAGCACUGAAUUACUCCACAAGAAAAGUGAAAAAAGUGAAGCAAAAGCAAGAGUUACCACAGGAGUGUGUGUACUCCGCCGUGAGAGCAAACCACACACAGCACCACGCGCUCGUGUGAGCUUUAGCUUAGCUUAAGCUUUGCAUGUUUUUAACAAAUGUUGUGCUGUUAAUUACUUUGCUUUAUAUUUUGCUUUUAAAAGCUAGUUGUUGAUGUGACAAGCACGAAAGAACACUGCUUGUUGCACAGGCAUGAGGAGGCGACUGAGAAUGCCUCAAGUUGAAAUUAAUAAACUUUUCAAACACCCGGAGAAAAAUAUGUGGGUAAUCAAU
Molecule: messenger RNA, 1319 nt
Organism: Gymnodraco acuticeps
Lineage: Eukaryota; Metazoa; Chordata; Actinopteri; Perciformes; Bathydraconidae
Exons: 5
Coding region: 9-917 (302 amino acids)
Source: RefSeq, a predicted model, not a curated record